Messenger RNA from Spizellomyces punctatus DAOM BR117, 1506 nucleotides. RefSeq lists its product as uncharacterized. The coding region runs from base 87 to 1454 and encodes 455 amino acids. The transcript has 5 exons. The record is from RefSeq and is a predicted model, not a curated record. Gene Ontology annotation, molecular function: peptidyl-prolyl cis-trans isomerase activity. Lineage: Eukaryota; Fungi; Chytridiomycota; Chytridiomycetes; Spizellomycetales; Spizellomycetaceae. Gene Ontology annotation, biological process: protein peptidyl-prolyl isomerization; protein folding. Gene Ontology annotation, cellular component: intracellular membrane-bounded organelle.
CACGGUCAAGAUCACGUGAAAUCGAUCCAACUCAACGAAGAUGAAUCCCCUUGCCAACCCCAAGAGAUCAUCCAAACCCAUGAACCAUGUCCAGAUCACAUAACCCCCGGUGCUAUUUUGAUAUAGAAAUUGCGGGACAGAAGGCCGGGAGAAUCGUCUUCGAACUCUUUGCAGACGAAGUCCCAAAGACCGCGGAAAACUUUCGCGCACUAUGCACUGGUGAACGCGGAAGAAGCGCCAAAAGUGGCGCAACAUUGCACUAUAAAGGCUCGGCCUUUCAUAGAGUCAUUCAAGACUUUAUGCUCCAGGGCGGGGAUUUCACGAAUGGAGAUGGAACUGGCGGGGAAAGUAUUUAUGGGAGCCAAUUUCCGGAUGAGAGUUUUAAGCGGAAACAUGAUGUCGAAUUUUUGCUAUCAAUGGCAAACCGAGGUCCCAAUACAAACGGAUCUCAAUUCUUCAUCACCUGCGCUCCGACGCCGCAUCUGGACGGAAAGCAUGUGGUGUUUGGAAGGGUAGUCAGUGGUCAAGACAUUGUGCGCAAAAUCGAGGUGCUGCCCACUGAUAGAAAAGACCGACCCCACGAUAAAGUCAUCAUCGCUAAUAGUGGAGAGCUGGAACGUGUCGUUACGAAGCGACGACCAUCGGAUCGGGACGCUACUGCUGAAACAAAACGGAGAAGGUCGCUCACCCCUUCUUCGUCGUCCUCUUCAUCAUCAUCAGAAGAGGAACGAAGACGUAAGAAGAAAACCAAAUCUAAAAAACGGCGACGCAGAUCGCCCUCCACUUCUUCCGAAUCAUCUUUAUCGUCCUCCGAAUCAAGCUCCCCUUCAUCAUCGUCCGAAGAGGAACGAAGCAAAAAGCGAAAAAAGGCAAAGAAGAAGAAGAAGAAGCAAAGUAAACAGAAGGAAGAAUCCAAAUCCAUUGAGGAAUCUCAAACCGUUGAAGAGUACGUUGGCAUUGCUCCACCUGAGGAGAUCAACGGUCCAAGGUCGUGGCUGGACCGUAGCGGUGGCAAGCAUAACAAUGAGCGAAGACAGUUGGUUAACGCCGACUUAACAAAUCGGCAUGGGUUUGAGAGGAGAGAUAAGGAUGGUCGCAUUGUAAAGGGGCGGGGAAUGAUGCGAUACCGACGAGAAAACGAAGGGUAUCCACGGUACCACGAUCAGCGCUCCCGUGACAGACAUGACUCGUAUCGUCGAGAUGAUCGGGACCUGCGUGAACGCAUUGAGCACCGUCGCGAACGAAGAGAUCAAGAUGAGCCGAGUCGCAGCCAAGUUGUAGUUGUCGAGCGCAAACCCGAGAGACGAGAUGGCGAUUCAGGAGAGGAAAAUGGGCAUCGGGAGCAGAAUGGGACUGAACAGGGCGAACGAGAAAUGGAGGCAGAUCACGAUGGUGAUGAUGCACCUCUACAGGAUUUGGGGGAGGUGGACGCUGAAAAAAUGACGGAAGAGUGAGCCUUUAGGCCUGUGUGAAUUGAUUUGAAUAAUAAGAUACAAUAGUUCUGUA